Molecule: messenger RNA, 2215 nt
Organism: Heterobilharzia americana
Lineage: Eukaryota; Metazoa; Platyhelminthes; Trematoda; Strigeidida; Schistosomatidae
Source: the annotation of a GenBank genome assembly
AUAGCAACGCAAGGCGGUAUUUCGAAGGAAUGCAUGUGUUGUUCGUCCUUUCUAUCUCAUGUAAUCUCGUGGUUGUUCUAGCGCAAACAAACAUAAAUGUUGGUGGCAUCAGGGCUGUACGUUUGGCUUCCGGGACAAGUAUUUAUCAAGAGAAACGUGAUGGUGUACUCGAAGUUAAUUACAAUGGUUCUUGGGGAACUGUCUGCAAUUUUGGAUUUGACGAAUUAGCAGCAUCAGUUGCAUGUUUUAUGCUUGGAUACCCACCUCGUGGUGUACCAAUUAUGAAUAGCCCACGACGAGUUCCGAAUUCCACACCCGUGCUCUCUGAAUUCAAUUGUACUGGAAGAGUUGUAUUACCUUCUAGUUCACCAAGCACUGCUACUAUACAUUUGGGUGUUUGCUCAUUCACAAACGAACUCCCUUCUGCGUGUCAAGACACGAGUCGACAAACAUCCAUCGUAUGUUUGGACCCUGUCGAAACGACGACUACGACCACUCCUACUCCAAAUUAUAUGACACUAGCUCCAGUUGACUGUAGUUCCCCAUCAUACUCAACUAUACGUUUAGUUGAUGGGACAAGUAAUUCUGGUCGCGUAGAAGUCAAACAUCCUCAAACAAACCAAUGGGGUACAAUAUGUGCGGAUGGUUUUGAUUUGAAUGCAGCACGUGCUCUUUGCCGAAUGCUAUGCACAAGUUCGGAUAAUCUGAAAUAUGCUUAUCCAGUUUUAUAUCAGUAUGGAAGUGCACCAGACUCAACACCCAUUCAUUUAUCACGUUUAGAAUGUCCAUCGAAUGCAACAAGCUUAAAUGAUUGUAAAUUAGGUGGAGGAUGGAGUUAUACACCAGGUUGUACUCAUGGUAUGGAUGUUGGAUUACAAUGUGGACCUUCAUCUAAUAUAGAAAAUCAAGAUGUUUAUCGACCACAGUUCAAAUGUAAUCAAACAACUGCUACGAUUUUAUAUGAAAAAAGUUUAAAUCCUGAUAUCAAUUCGAGUAUGAUUCGCUUAGAUCAAAAUCCACUGCCAACUGAUUGUCAUUAUCGUGUUGAAGAGAAUACUACACAUGUUUCAGCGUAUAUACCACUUGUUGGUUGUGGUGGCAGUCUUACUCUGAGCAAUGAAACAUCGCUUGCAAUUAAAUUGGAUAUGAUUCGAGUAUAUUUAACUCCAGAAAAUGGUAUAAUCUCAAAAUUACCAAUGAAAUUUAGUGUUACCUGCUUGAUACCUCGAUCAAAUGAAAUUCAUUCUGAAGCACUUGCUUCACCAAAUAUUACUACAAAUUUAUUGAGUUAUAGUGAAACUAUUUCUUCAUCUCUGAAAUUAUAUCGUGAUCAACAAUUCACUGUUCAAUUGAAUCAACCUAUCACUAUACCUCCAGGUGAUAAGGUUUAUGCCCUUGUUUCAUUGAUCAAUCCUCAAAAGACAAGUAAAUUAAUAUUACAAAAUUGUUGGGCAACAGCAUCACCUAGUCGUAAUUCCACUCCGCGACAAAAUUUGAUUGUUGAUAAAUGUGUUGCAUUCGGUGACCUUAUGGUUAUACCAUCAUCAUCAACACAAGUUGGAUUCACAUUUAGUGCUUUCUAUCUUAAUACUGCUGGAUCAGUCGUACCUAUGUAUUCAAAUCUUUACUUACAUUGUGAUAUACGUGUAUGUGAUAUAAGGGAAACUAGUCAAAAUUGUCAACAAUUUUGUCGAUCACCGACAAUUGCAACGACAACAUCGACAAGUAGUAAUGCAUCUAAUACAUCAUCAGGAACAGUCAAUCGAACUGUUCUAUUGAAACGAUUUCGACGAGAUUUACGACAUAUCAGUCCAAAGUUUGUGCAGGCACAUAGUCGCGUUCAUGUAGAAUGCGGUGAUGUUGUGACAUUGGAGUAGUUAAUGGUCUGACAGUAUUUCCCACCUAUAUACACACACCAAUCAAUUGCUUUUAUUACUACUACUACUGCGUAACAAAUUGAUUUUAUUAUUAUUGUUACACAAUUGACACAACGAGUACAUAAAAUACAUGGUGAACAUUUUUUGUAAGAAAAAAAACCUCCAUUUUUUUGAUAUAUCUUUAUUGAUAGGCAUAUAUUAAUACAGUAUUAUUACAUUUGAAGUCAAUAGUACAAUUUUUACUGUUUUAGAAGAUAAUUACACAUUUUAAAGUUUUUUAUAUGUGUUUGUUUUAAAUAAACAAAAGAUUUUUGUUAAAUAAACAGACAUAUUAAUAU